AUGGAACUUUCACAGCCGUCAGAUGAGUCCAGGGUGCUGGUCAUAUACACCGGUGGAACCAUCGGGAUGCUUGUCGGCCAACAAGGCUAUGUCCCAGUGCCAUAUUUCUUGACAGAAACGCUCCGGAGCCAGAAACGUUUUCAUGAUCCGUUUCAAGACUCGUUAUUCUCCAAUGCGGCGUCUGUAGAAGGAUACAGAGAAUGGAGCAGCAGUGUGACACCAAGGAGCUCAGUUCCUGGUGGGACCGGUAGCAAACGCAUUCGAUACGCUAUACUAGAGUGGAAUCCAUUACUGGAUAGCAGUAAUAUUGAAAUAGACGAUUGGAUUCGGAUAGCCACUGAAAUAGAAUUAAACUAUGCAUCUUUUGACGCAUUCGUUGUCCUCCAUGGCACAGACACUAUGUCUUAUACCUCAAGUGCCUUGAGCUUCUUACUGGAAGAUUUGGGGAAAACAGUUAUCGUGUCAGGCGCUCAAAUCCCUUUAUCUCAAUUACGGAACGAUGCUGUAGAUAAUCUUAUGGGUGCUUUGUCGAUUGCUGGUCAUUAUAUUAUACCAGAAUGCAGCUUGUUUUUCAAUCACACGUUAUUUCGCGGUAAUAGGGUUUCCAAGGCGUCGUCCUACGACCUGAAUGCUUUCAAUAGCCCUAAUUUUCCACCUCUCGUCAAUGUUGGAAUUGACAUUGUAGUCAACUGGAACGAUGUUAUUCGACAAACUAGCUUGAGACGCUUUAGGGCUUACAAGCCUACUCUCCGUCUUUUCCCUGGUAUAACGGCUGCAACUGUCCGAGCUUUUCUUAUGCCUCCUAUCCGUGGAGUCGUUCUAGAAACCUAUGGCGCUGGAAAUGCGCCUCAGCGUGCUGAUCUGAUGGAAUCUCUCAAGGAAGCUUGCAAUCGUGGAGUAGUCAUAGUUGCCAUCUCGCAAUGCGCAAAGGGAUCCGUAUCUGAUGCAUAUGAAACGGGUAGGACAUUACUUCAAACUGGUGUCGUUGCAGGUGGUGAUAUGACGCCUGAGUGCGCACUUACUAAACUCAGCUAUCUUCUAUCAAAACAGGAUUUGUCUGUUCCAGAAGUUCGGGACCUAAUUGGGACACCACUUCGUGGUGAACUAACGCGUCAUGAAGCUGUGGUGGACAUUCUGGUCACUGCAGGAGCCAACCUUGGCGGGAUUGAAAAUGAAUCAGGCUUCGCGGCACUUGUAUUGAAGAACGCUAUACAGACGGGAGAUCGGACAGCGUACAAGAUAUGGUCAAAGACUGGUAUGAAAUCACUCCCCGAACAAGAUGCUGGCCAAGCACCUCAGACAUGA
Messenger RNA from Serpula lacrymans var. lacrymans S7.9, 1305 nucleotides. Its product is annotated as putative asparaginase. The record is from RefSeq and is a predicted model, not a curated record. Gene Ontology annotation, biological process: amino acid metabolic process. NCBI's taxonomy places the organism in Eukaryota, Fungi, Basidiomycota, Agaricomycetes, Boletales, Serpulaceae. The coding region runs from base 1 to 1305 and encodes 434 amino acids. Gene Ontology annotation, molecular function: asparaginase activity. The transcript has 10 exons.